UCAAGUAAAAUCUUUAUACUAAAAGUCGACGUGCAUUAUCAAUCGGUUUGAAAAUAAUUUCUUAGUUAUUAUUAGGACCUUGAAUCGAACCAAUAUUUGAACACAUUUUAACCCACAAGUCUAUUAUACUAUGCAUGCUCAAGACAAAGUAAACUCGUAAUUUGGAAAGGAUUGAAUAAUAUACACAAGCCGAAAUGUACAAGUGCAUGAAUUUCAUGUCUUGGUUUCUCUUUAUUCAUCUACUAGUAACCCUGUGUUCCUAUGGAUGCAGAGGCAGAGAAAUCUCAGAAGUUAUCUCAGAAGUUGCAGUUGAAGAGGGUCAUCAUCAUAACCAUAUGGAUCCUUCAGUAAUGGUGUUCUUCACUCUGAAAGAUUUAAGGGUUGGGAAGAGAAUGGCCAUUCAUUUUCCAAAGAGAGAUCCAGCUAAGUCACCGAAGUUUUGGCCAAAAGAAGAAGCUGAUUCAGUCCCUUUCUCGUCCAACCAGCUGCCACACCUUCUCAAACUCUUCUCUUUCUCUCCACACUCUUCUCAAGCCACGGCCAUGGAGAACACGCUAAGGGAGUGUGAGAGCAAACCCAUCAAAGGAGAGGUAAAGUUCUGCGCCACCUCCUUAGAAUCCAUGCUUGAAUUCACACAGAGCAUUCUCGGGGUGACAUCAGAACUCCAAGCUUUUUCCACCUUGCACCAGACCACGUCAAGUGUGACUUUCCAAAACUACACUAUCCAAGAAACCAUCAUGGAAAUCCCAGCUCCAAAAAUGGUGGCUUGUCACACCAUGCCGUACCCUUAUGCUGUUUUUUACUGCCAUAGCCAAGAAAGUGCGAAUAGGGUAUAUAGGGUCUCACUGGUUGGCGAAAAUGGCGAUAGAGUGGAAGCCAUGGCUGUUUGUCACUUAGAUACCUCACAGUGGGUACCUACUCAUGUUUCAUUUCAGGUGCUUCGGAUCACUCCUGGAACCUCUCCCGUGUGCCAUUUCUUCCCUGCGGAUCAUCUCAUUUGGGUCCCUAAACCACAAGCUCACGGUUCUUCAAGCAUAUGAUAUAUACUAGUAUUUUUACAUGCUUAUGAACCCAAUAAUGCUGGAGAAAAAAAAAAUGCAAGAGCUUAAUCAUGUACUAUAUAUGAAUAUGCAAGGGUUUCUGCAUCCUAAUUUCAUCAUAAUUAUGAAUCCUAACCUA
Vigna unguiculata (cowpea) is the source of this 1179-nucleotide messenger RNA. RefSeq names its product BURP domain protein USPL1-like. Lineage: Eukaryota; Viridiplantae; Streptophyta; Magnoliopsida; Fabales; Fabaceae. The record is from RefSeq and is a predicted model, not a curated record.